AUGAUCGUUUCGAAUAUUGCUAGUAAAGUAGCAAAAAUCACAUUUCGCCGACCCUCACAAUUUCCGGAGGCACAUGCUCAACUUAUGGAAAACGGUGAUCUUCGAAUAAAAUUCCCACGGUCUGUGAUUGUUCGGAAAAAGGACAACGGAGAAGUGUAUAACUGUAUUGAUGGGCAGUCAAAAAAUAGAGAAGUCGUCUCCGGAUCGAAAUUGAUAAAAGUGAAUGAAGUGUAUAGUUAUUUGACACAGUUUGAGAAAUGUCUUCAUGGUAUGGACAACCGAAUGAUUUGCUUUCCGAUUGUGUUCAGUGCAGGACCAGAAGUGGCUGGGGCUUCUAAUAAUUCACCAUCUUCGAUGCUGCCAUCUACUUCACAAGUUUCAAGGUUUCCAUUCAGUAAUAUUUCGAGCAAUCAACAAUCACUGGUUCCGCAUUCGGCUCCUUUUCUAACGAAACCAAUAUCAUCAAGAACUUCUUCGACAUUCAAUACUCAACGAAGAGUGUCUACAGAUGAGAACAGAGCACCAGUAGCAAUUCAAUCGAAUAAUAAGUAUAAGUUUAAAAUAGAUCCCGCGACUUCCAAAAUUACUUCAAUGCAAGCACCAGAUGGUCGUGUACUUCGUUGUUCCACCAGUACGGCAGAUCAAUUUAUAUUCACUGAUCCCUCAAUCCGCUCUGAUAGUCAACGAUUCAAUCGAAUUGGGCGGGUGCCUGAACGAGCUACAGAAAUGUUUAAUACACUAUUGGACCGUAUUAAUACACAAAGAUAA
Molecule: messenger RNA, 768 nt
Organism: Caenorhabditis remanei
Lineage: Eukaryota; Metazoa; Nematoda; Chromadorea; Rhabditida; Rhabditidae
Exons: 3
Coding region: 1-768 (255 amino acids)
Source: RefSeq, a predicted model, not a curated record